AUGAAUCAAAACGUAGAAGUGCAUAUCGAUGGCAUAGUUUUUAGAGUCCCGAAAGGCACCAGAAUCUGGUCCAACAAAACGGUUGCCUUUGAGGAUCAGAUUAUCGUAGCAGGUGCCAACCACGAAGACACCUCUCUUGCUGACGACCAGAUCCACAAGAUCAAAACCACUAAAGAUAAGGAUAUUCCUUCAGCACCUAAAGGAGGAAUAAAUAAAGAAUGA
Molecule: messenger RNA, 222 nt
Organism: Trichomonas vaginalis G3
Lineage: Eukaryota; Parabasalia; Trichomonadida; Trichomonadidae
Exons: 1
Coding region: 1-222 (73 amino acids)
Source: RefSeq, a predicted model, not a curated record